Molecule: messenger RNA, 4900 nt
Organism: Ctenopharyngodon idella (grass carp)
Lineage: Eukaryota; Metazoa; Chordata; Actinopteri; Cypriniformes; Xenocyprididae
Gene: prrg1
Product: proline rich Gla (G-carboxyglutamic acid) 1
Exons: 4
Coding region: 359-1003 (214 amino acids)
Cellular component (GO): extracellular region
Molecular function (GO): calcium ion binding
Source: RefSeq, a predicted model, not a curated record
ACAGUUUUUGCAUCAGUUUUUUAUUAAUCUAUUUUAAAGUCGCAGCUUUUUCUAAUUAUUACAUACAAAAGGCAUAGCUUCAGACGCGUCGAUGGUUAUAUUAAUUUGUGUGGUUUUUAUGUACAAAACCGCGUCGACAAGCUUCAGUCGAUAGUCAUCGGACUGAAUUAGCGACACACAAUUUUGUAUGCUUAUCAUGUUUUUAACGUCUCGAGGCGGUUAUUUUACGUUUCGAUAUAGUGAAAGAACAGUCGUUUUGUGCUUGUCAAGAACGGACCCGUUUUUAUUCGUGUGCUGAUGGUUGAACGUGUCCUAUACAUGCUAGUCCAGUUUCCCUCUUUAAAAAGCUGCAGGAAUCAUGGGAGCCGUGUUCCUGCCAGCAGAUGCCGCACACUCAGUGCUGCGGAGGCUCCCGAGAGCAAACUUCUUCUUGGAGGAGAUGAAACAAGGGAACAUCCAGCGAGAAUGCAGAGAGGAAAUCUGCAAUUAUGAAGAAGCCAGGGAGGCGUUUGAGAAUGAUGAGAAAACUAGGCGAUUCUGGGAGGAGUACCAGCGUGAGAGCAGCCCCAGGCCUGGCGGACUGGAGUCCAUCGCUGGUGGCGUUCAUUCCCUGUACCUGAUCUUACCGCUGCUGCUGGUUUUGCUGCUCAUUGCUGCGGUUUCCAUCACGGUUUGGAGAUGCCACUCACGCAAAAGAUCCCAGCAAAGCCCUGCCAUUGGGCGUCCACAAAGAGACACAACCCUAUCUGUGGUGUCAAUGGACCAGUGGGGUCGGGACUACCAUCCUGACAUCAGUCCUCACUCGGAGAUCAGUGCCCACAGUAGCCCCGCUUACCCCGGCGCAGACCUCACACCUGGGCGGGGCAGUCGGGGUGACCCGCCUCCUUCAUAUGAGGAAGCUGUGGGCCAUACAGAUAUACAGAUUGAAGCAGAGCCUCCACCACAAUAUGAAGACAUCAUCAGUAACCACGGUAGCACGGUUGUCAUCUCCCAGGGAAAGUGACGGAUCUUCCAGGCAAGCCUCAUGUAGAGAUGCAUUUUGAGGCCUCCACCAAUACUCUAAACCCUUUUUUUACAACUGCACUACUUCUAUGACAGGCUUUAUUUUCAGUUCCAGCACUAACAAAACAGCUAAACUGCUUUAUUUACACUCUUAAAAAUAAAGGCAUUAAUGGUGUCAUAAAGAACCUUUAACAUCCAUUGGACUAAAGUUUCUUUAUAAUGAAAAAAGGUACUUUAGAUUUUUUUUAAAUGUUCUUUACACUAAGAAAAAAUGGUUCUUUUAAGAACUGUUCGCUGAAAGGUUUUUUGGAGAACCAAAAAUGUUUUUUCUAUGGCAUUGGUGUGAAAAUCACCUUUUGGAACCUUUAUUUUUAAGAGUGUAGUAUGAAGAGAAAACAACGAAUGCAAUUUUAUUCCAGUACCGUAACUUACACAUUGUUAAACAUUGGGUUUCUUUGAUUUUCAGAGACGAUUGCAGAACUCAUGACAGCUUGAAUCCUGACCCAAGCCCAAAUCCAAUGACAAUGAAGUACUGUAACAUGAACAACUCACAAUCACAUUCUUCUUAGUUAGAUGUUCUGAAUUUCAUAGGACUUACUAAGAAAUGAGCUAAACAAUUUUUUUUCCCCAGUUGUGGCCUCUUAUUGGACCAUUUAGAACAAUAAUACUAAAUCAUCAGAUUCAGUGUGCAAAAAAAAAAAAAAAAAAUUGCACAAUAUUUUCAGGAAGUGAUACAUUUUAAUGUUUACUGACAUGCUAUACUUUAAGGUUCAUUGUAACCUUCAGAGAUAACCAUCUCAGCUUAGGCUAUCUCUGUAACCUUUCUAAUUGCAUAGUCGCCUCUAUGCACUGGACUCGGAGCAUCAGUGAAACAUUGAUAUUGGGCUGAUUUUGUUUUUCUCUAGUUGAGGUGUUAAACACUGUGUGUUAGAUUUAGUUAACAUGUUGGAAACUUUUCAGCUGAAUUGAUAACCAGUUAACAAGGUUUGGUCAAUGUUAUCAGCAACGUUGUUCCAAGCAUGACUUUACAAAUUCAAUCCUGAUUUUAUGUAGCAUCAUGGUUUCUGAAUCAGCCUAAGUCGACACCAGGGGUCUGUUCUUUGUACGUCGCUAACUCCAUUAGCUAGAUUUGAUUGAUGAUUUGGCAUGAUCUGGGAUCGUUUGGUUCUUUGGCACUCAUCCUGGACUUGCUGUCAUAGCAACAGGUCAAUAAGCUUGCUCGUGAGCAGGCUUAUUUCAUGUAAACAGGAUUAGAUUGCAUGUAGGUGAUGCUUACAGUCUGUCACAGCCACUGCUACUUUCUUACAAGAGUACCCUAAUGUGAACCAGGGACAAUAUGAUUUAAAAAUAAAUUUGCAAAUAAUAUUAUGUUGUGUUGUGUAGUCUACCGUAAUAUAGACACAGCCAGUUUAACUCGUUGAGAGAUUUAUUUGUGAGGGAAUACUUACCUAAUAAUUUUAUUGGGGUCUUAUACACAUGAUGUAGGCUACAUGUAUCUAUGCCAUGCGCGCAUUAAUUUGAACCGCGACAGCUAUUAUGGGAGUGGCUUGAUGCAGUGCACGAGAUGCAGAUAACUUGAUCUUCACCCUUAAGAAACUUUAAUUAAUGCUGUCCCGUUACAAAUCUGCUUCAAAGGUAAAAUUAAGGUUUUGAGUAUCGAUACAUCUGCCCUUUUCGAGCAACACAAGAACGCAUAAUAAUCUCAGACAUUUUACAGACAUCAGAUAUUUUAAUCCAAUCCGCAAAUUCGUUUAAAGAACCAAAUUCAGUUAUCACGAUUAGAAGAUCUGACAUCUCUUAAAUCAUCUUAGAUGUAUUAAGCGAGGUACGAAGAACGGACCCCAAAUCAGUGUGUGUGAAGUUUUGGUUUGCUGUGGGAAAAUACGAUACUGAGCUAUUGUAUUGUACAAGUGUGGUUUGAGUUUUGUUUUUUCAGUUAAGCCACAUUGAGUUCCAUGGCAAAACAUGGUAGACUAAGUGGUCUAUGCAACAGUGCUCUCUUUUCUCUCCAUAUUUUUGGAGCCGUUUACAUGGCCACAACCUUGUGAAAUUAAUUCUUAUUGUGGCCAAGGAUUAAGCAGGCAUAUUAAGCAUCCCAAGCUGGGAAUACUAGGACAAGCAAGAUAAAUUGUCAACCGUGGAGGUGAUUAAGGAACAAGAAGCAUGCUUUUUGUUUGUUGUGAGCUGUGUGCAGACUUCCUUUUAGAUUUGUUUUAGAGUAUAUAACUUGUGUUUUGUUUCUCUAACAUCUUAGAGAAUGUUAAAAAUAACAAUUAUUGACCAAGCUGGUUACUUUUUUACUUGUUGAAGGCUGAUUUUGCACUUGAUUUAGCUUUCACACUAUAGUUUUGGGUCUGAAUCGUGGUACGUUUGCAUUAACAACGUGAGCACUAGCAGCUGUUUACCACUAUAAAGAGGGUCCACUUCAAAGCAUAACUCCUUUUUUUUUUUUUCCCAUGACAAAUGAUUUUUCGGUAACACUUCACUUGAAGCCUUUAUGUAUAAUACAUUAUAAAGGUAUUCAUAAUGUAUAUUUUAAUGCAUCGUAUAUUUUUAUAAAUAAUUGUAAAAGUUAAAAUUUUAUUUGCAGAGUCCUUGUUACAUCUAAAAUUGGUUGUUUUUUAAGAUUUAUAUUUGGUGAUUUUUGUCUUUAUUAUGACAGGAUAGGAUAGCAUAGUAUGGACCGGAAGCGAGGUGGGAGAAAGAGGGGGAUGAGAAUGGGAAAGGUCUGCGAGCCGGGACUCAAACUCGGUUCGCCAGAAGCGCAGUGGCGCUAUACUGUAUGUCGGCAUGCUGCCCAUGAGGCUAUCGGCCUCGACGUUUGUCUUGUUUUAAUGCAUUAUAUAUUUUUUUAAAUGUGUAACGAUGUAUUAUAUAACUGUGGUUGCACUUAUUUAUGAGACCAUAAGGUGCUUUACGUGGCAUAAUGCGCUAAAAUACUUUUUAUUAAUAAUGUGUUAUAUAAAGGCUUCAAGUAAAGUGAUAUUUUUCCUCUUGAGAAGUUUCAGACUGUUAAACAAUUUUGGAUAUUUGACACUAGCUUUCAGGUUGGGCUUGUCUGAGUAUUUAACAGCAAGCGGACACCUUUUACCUCAUACCAUUUUCUUCUUGGUUUCUUACUCUGGUUUUCACCUCAGGCCCCAGCUAAACUAAACAAAAACCAAGAGAAUUUCAGAUUAGGAUCAAAUUAUGGGAACAAGCCGUCCCCUGAAAAGAAAAAAAACUCAAGGAAACAUUCAGUAUUAAAUAUCAGGAAAGUGUGUGUUUAUAGGUGUGAAGGGGAGGGGGGGGGGGGGGAGAGAGAACAUAAUGGAAAACAGUCAUGCAUUUGUAUUUAUUCAGUAACUAUGAGUGAAUGCACUUUUUUCAGGGCACCAAUUGCUCUUUGUAAAGGAAUAUUAUUUGAUGUGUAAAGGAAUAUUAAUUAAUGGAAACGAUGUGAUAAAUGACUAGGGAAAAAAAAUGGCAAGGCUGUUUGGUUUAUCCUCUUGGAUUUCUACAGUUUAUAUUCUCAGUUCAUCGACGACAUGCUCAGCUGACAUAAAUAUGCAAUAAAAUACAUCACCAGCACUAACUCCAGAAAGCUUUGUGAAAAUCAAAACAGUCUCACUUUGCCUAAAAUUGUUUGUGUUUUCAACGAUAUUGUGAAAUAAGACUACCGUCACUUGAAAUACAGUCUGAUGAUGUUGCAAGUUUCAUUGAUUUUGACAGAUGUUGAUGUAUAUUUGCAGGCUGAUAUUUCUGUGGUAGUUAAGAGUGACUGUGGUGGUGUUUAUUGCUUAAGCCUUACUCAGAGAUAGAUUAAAAAAUGUAUAUAUAAAUGUGUUGAGAACAAAUUUAAUUUUUUGUAAUGAUUGAGCUUGACUUUUUAUUUUUAAUAAAAGUUUUUUGGCCCUCA